GAGGAUUGGAGGCUUGCGUAGGGCACGGCGCUAUAUCACAGCGCUAACAGCAAACGGGUAACGUCACUCCAAGCGCUGCCUUCGUCAGUAUAGGCACUCCGGGUUUUAAGUUACACAUGAAUUAGUCCCUGGUCAGCAAUCAAAGUAGGAACUGUUGUUGUUGGAGUCCUGACACUUCGUGGGAUCUCUCCUAAGUUUAUCUUCUGUGGAAAAUCCGCGAGGAACAUCGUUUUGGACCCUCCACAAUGCUCGGUACAGUUAAAAUGGAAGGACACGACCAUUCUGACUGGAGCGCCUAUUACGGAGAACCCGAGUGUUACACUUCAGUUGGAAACAUGAGCAGCGGACUGGGAAUGAACUCUAUGAGCACUUACAUGAGCGUACCUGGAAUGAGCUCAGCAGGCAGCAUGACAGCCAGCUCCAUGAACAUGUCCUAUGUUAACACGGGCGUCAGCCACUCCGUGGCGGGCAUGUCACCGGGUAGUGGGCCCAUGAAUGGCAUGGGCGCGGGGAUGGCAAGCAUGGGCGGAACGCUUAACCACAGCAUGAGUCCAAUGAGCGCGCAACCGCCAUCCAUGAAUGCUCUUGCAUCCUACACAAAUAUGAACGUUAUGAGCCCGAUGUACGGCCAGUCAAAUGUCAGGUCCCGAGAUCCGAAAACAUAUCGGAGAAGCUACACGCAUGCAAAGCCUCCUUACUCUUACAUAUCUCUGAUAACUAUGGCUAUUCAGCAGUCUUCAUCUAAGAUGCUCACGCUGAGCGAGAUCUACCAGUGGAUCAUGGACCUCUUUCCAUUUUACAGGCAAAACCAGCAACGCUGGCAGAAUUCUAUUCGUCACUCACUGUCAUUCAAUGAUUGUUUUGUUAAAGUGCCGAGGUCCCCUGACAAGCCAGGAAAAGGCUCUUUUUGGACUCUUCACCCAGAUUCGGGGAAUAUGUUUGAGAAUGGUUGUUACUUAAGGAGGCAGAAACGAUUUAAGUGCGAUAAAUUAUGCGGCAAAGACUCUGGCAAGAAGACAUCCGAGGGGGAAUCUAAUAGCAGCUCAGAAAGCUGCAACGGCAACGACUCUCCUCAUUCUAAUCCCUCUACAAAAAACAUGAAACGGUCGGCGUCAGAUCCGAAACCCAGGCAGACAUUGAGCCCCGAGCAGCCGCCCUCGCCGCUUCAGCAGACGCAUCACCUGCUGUCCCAGCAUCACUCAGUGCUGGUGCACGAUUCGCACCUGAAGCCAGAACACCAUUAUUCGUUCAAUCAUCCAUUCUCUAUUAACAACCUGAUGUCCUCGGAACAGCAGCAACACAAAAUGGACUUGAGGACUUAUGAACAAAUGGUGCACUAUUCCGGUUACGGUUCACAAAUGACAGGGGGGCUGUCGAUGGGCUCCAUGUCUGCCAAAGCGGGACUAGAGCCUUCGACUCUACCCACAGACACCUCUUACUACCAAGGUGUGUACUCCAGGCCUAUAAUGAACUCUUCGUAAAAUUAAAGCCCGAUGGACUCUUCUCAUUUUAUUUGUACAUAUGUAAAUAUGUCAUUUUUUUGUAUAGACAGUGUGUCAGCGCUUUAAUUGUUGUCUCAGUUAAUUUUUGUGCCGCUGAGAUAAAACUGGUCUACUCUCUGCAUAUACAGUUAUAGAUUAACGUUCGUUUACCAAAUUUGAGACUGCCGCCUGGAGUUCGAUCUUUCUCUAACGGUGACCGGACCUGAUAGCAUCUCACACGACCACAAAUGAAACGGAGUUCAAAAGAUGAAAGCAAUUUAUCUUUUUUUUUGAGUGUCCUAAUUUAUGGCUUGUAAUUGUGUAUAUUCAUGUAGCUUACAAGUCCUUAUUAAAUUACUAAUUGAA
Molecule: messenger RNA, 1847 nt
Organism: Chanos chanos (milkfish)
Lineage: Eukaryota; Metazoa; Chordata; Actinopteri; Gonorynchiformes; Chanidae
Product: hepatocyte nuclear factor 3-beta
Exons: 2
Coding region: 246-1481 (411 amino acids)
Biological process (GO): anatomical structure morphogenesis; regulation of transcription by RNA polymerase II; cell differentiation
Molecular function (GO): transcription factor binding; RNA polymerase II cis-regulatory region sequence-specific DNA binding; protein domain specific binding
Source: RefSeq, a predicted model, not a curated record